AUGGCUACGAAUACGACGGAUCCGAAAAUCGCUGAAUUUCGUGAAUUGUUAUCUAAAGCACGUUCAAUAUUGGUCUUGACAGGUGCAGGAAUUUCUGCAGAAUCUGGUGUUCCAACAUUUCGAGGGGAGGGUGGUCUCUGGCGACAAUUCAAUGCAACGGAUUUGGCGACACCAAGUGCUUUCGCUCGGUCAACGUCACUCGUUUGGGAAUUCUACCAUUAUCGACGAGAACUUGUUCGAACAAAAGAACCCAACAAAGGACAUUUAGCAUUGGUCGAAGCUGAAGAACGCUUUGAGAAAGAAGGAAAACACUUUUUUAUCCUAACACAAAAUAUUGACGGACUUCAUCGACGAGCAGGUUCUCGUAAUCUCCUAGAAAUACAUGGAAAUCUUUUUACAGUACGAUGUACAUCAUGUGGGUUCAUUGAAGAGAAUAAUGAUAGUCCGAUUUGUGAAGCACUACGAAAUCGAGGAUUGCCCAAUGAGACUGGUUCUGAUAUUCCGUUGAAAGAUCUACCUAGUUGUCGUCAAUGUGGAUCUCUCGUUCGUCCUCAUGUUGUCUGGUUCGAGGAAUGUCUUUGGCCGGAUGUUCUGAAAAAGAUUAAUGAAGAAAUCACACAAUGUGAUCUAUUUUUAGUUGUGGGCACAUCAGGUAUCGUCUAUCCAGCCGCAGGUUAUGCUUCGAUAGUCGCACAGCGAAAGGUUCCUGUAGUUGAAGUGAAUAUUGAAAAGACUCCUGCUACUUCUACCUCGACUUUUUAUUUCGAAGGUCCUGCUGGUGAACUACUGCCAAUGCUAUUGGCACCCAUAAAAACUGAUGCUCCGUCGAAUAAAACAUUGCCGUUGAACGCAAAAACAAGAAAAUAA
Rotaria socialis is the source of this 867-nucleotide messenger RNA. The record is from the annotation of a GenBank genome assembly. Lineage: Eukaryota; Metazoa; Rotifera; Eurotatoria; Philodinida; Philodinidae.